AUGGAGACCAUCAUGAAGAAACUGCAAAACCAACUCGACACAAUGCAGGAAGCGCUUGUCAUGGUCCAAAACACUUUCAGCUACAUCAACCAAACACGACAAAACAUGAAAAACGAAGUCCCAUAUGAAAUGCUAUACAAACAGGCCGUCGUCACCGAAACCUUCAUCAAUGAUCUUGAUCAAGACACGGUGAUCAUGCUCGACAUCUUCCAGGCAAUGCAAGAGAACAGGGCUUCCGCUACCGAGGUCUGCAAGAAAAUCAUCAAUGACCACCAGGUCCCGUGA
Molecule: messenger RNA, 285 nt
Organism: Lactuca saligna
Lineage: Eukaryota; Viridiplantae; Streptophyta; Magnoliopsida; Asterales; Asteraceae
Source: the annotation of a GenBank genome assembly